AUGCUCAACAAACAGAACUUGAGGCUAAGUUUGACAACACGCGAUGACUUGAGGGAAAGUUUGAGAACAUGUGAUGAGGAAGCACUUGCUAUAUCAAGAACAAUGCAGGAUUUACACCACCUCAAGCUUAUCGGAAAUAGGCCGACUAAUGAUGGCUUGAGGAAAAUUAUUGAUUCUUGUACUAAUCUCGAGUCACUUGAUUUGCGUUGCUGUUACCAUCUUAAUCUAGCAGAAGAUUUGGGAAGAUGUGCUGAACAAAUUAAAAGCUUGCGGCUUCCCAACGAUUCCGUUGACGACAUGGACUAUCUUUCUUCAACUACAGUUAAUUGUCACAUAGCACCUUAUAAGGAUGACUACUCAGAUUUUGAUGAGGAGGAGGAUGACGACUCAGAGUUUGAUGAUGAGGAGGACUACAUAGAUAUUAAGGCUCUGAUCGACUAA
This is a messenger RNA of Rosa rugosa (rugosa rose), 441 nucleotides long. RefSeq names its product putative F-box/LRR-repeat protein 23. The transcript has a single exon. The record is from RefSeq and is a predicted model, not a curated record. The coding region runs from base 1 to 441 and encodes 146 amino acids. NCBI's taxonomy places the organism in Eukaryota, Viridiplantae, Streptophyta, Magnoliopsida, Rosales, Rosaceae.